AUGUAACCUUGCUAGUGUUUUUAUCGUCAAUAUUACCUUCUUUUAUAAAGUAAAAUGUAGUCACCGAAAAAGCGUUUUUAAAGUAAGUUGUAGCUUUUUACAUUUUAAAGCGCAAGCUACCGCCACAAAAGAUUAGGUUUGUUCGUCGUCGGGCACUGUAGAGGACGAACUCUUCCGAAGUCUUCCGAAGUUACCAGUGUUGUUUCAUACGAGGAAGCCGUGAUUGAAAAUGUCACCUAAUCAUAUACUAGUGUUUUUAUCGUCGAUAUUAAUUGUUAGCUGGGCCGACGUCUGUCCUUGUGAGAGACCCGAGCUAUGCCAGCAGAUACGCGACCAGAAAGACUUCGAGGUGUUUGUGUUUGACGUGGGGGGGAAGACGUGGAGGUCGUACAACUGGAGCGUGGUGACGACCGUGGCGGCGUUUGGGAAAUACGACGCCGAGCUCAUGUGCCACGCUCAUUCCCAAGGAGCGCGGGUCGUUCUCAAAGAAACAGGCGACGUUCCCCUUGCGUACGUUGUGGACCAGAGCAACAGGACAGGCUGGAUAACCGAGAAGGUCAACUUGGCCAAAAGUCAGUUUAUGGAUGGGAUCAACAUCGACGUUGAACAAGCAGCAGACCAAGGCUCUGCUGAGUACUUUGCUCUAACACACCUGGUCAAAGAGACCACGCAGGCUUUCCACAAGGAGAUCCCUGGUUCUCAGGUGUCCUUCGAUGUCGCCUGGUCGCCCAAAUGCAUCGACAAUCGCUGCUACGAUUACGUCAACAUCGCCGAGUCCUGUGACUUGGUGUUUGUGAUGUCCUACGACGAGCAGAGCCAGAUCCUGGGGGACUGCAUCGCCAUGGCCAACGCCCCCCAGGCUCAAACGCUUAAAGGCUACGAUGAGUAUUUGGAGAUGAAUAUCGAUCCAAAGAAGUUAGUGAUGGGCGUGCCGUGGUACGGCUACGACUACCCUUGCCUCAACUUUUCCCAGGACGGAGUGUGUUAUAUCGCCAGUGUGCCGUUCCGUGGCGCCCCUUGCAGCGACGCUGCCGGCAAGCAGAAGGCGUACAGCUGGAUGAUGAAGCGGGUGGAUGCCUCCUUGUCUGGCCGGCUGUGGGACGACAAGCAGCAGGCCCCCUACUUCAAUUACGAGGACCCACAAGGACAGAUCCAUCAAGUCUGGUAUGAUGACCCAGAGAGUAUCUGCCUGAAGAGCAGCUACGUCCAAUGGAAAGGUUUGCGGGGCGUGGGCAUGUGGAACGCUAACAUCCUAGACUACAGCGACCAUCCUGUUGCUAAGCAGCAGAGUGCAAAAAUGUGGAACGCUCUCUUUGGAUGCUAGCUGGCCUGAAGUUUACGGCGGGACACAUUUAUGUUGGUUGUUGCUAAGUCAACAAGUCCCUUUUGUGGCAGCAACACCGCCAGAGUCCACACACACAUUCUUGCACCUCAGACUUUCUUCCAGCUUUUAUUGCCGCUACUUUUCAACACCAGACGUUCCACGGUGCUGGAGGACUCAUUCACGCUCUGCACUUUGUUGUCAUCACUCUAGUUGAGCACCUUUCUGGGUUUUUACACGCAGUAUCCAAUAAAAGCUGACAGCAGAGAAA
Messenger RNA from Dunckerocampus dactyliophorus (ringed pipefish), 1592 nucleotides. It is a transcript of the gene ctbs, whose product is annotated as chitobiase, di-N-acetyl-. Lineage: Eukaryota; Metazoa; Chordata; Actinopteri; Syngnathiformes; Syngnathidae. The record is from RefSeq and is a predicted model, not a curated record. The transcript has 7 exons. Gene Ontology annotation, molecular function: chitin binding; chitinase activity. The coding region runs from base 230 to 1324 and encodes 364 amino acids. Gene Ontology annotation, cellular component: extracellular region. Gene Ontology annotation, biological process: carbohydrate metabolic process; chitin catabolic process.